AUGCCCUGCGGAUCGGGUUGCUGUGGUCCGCCUAAGGACCCAGCGUCGACCCCCGGACCAGCUGCCCUCCCUGGGACAAACAGCAGUCUCACCGUUACAGAUGACCGGAUUGCAGAUGGCGAUGGCAAAGACAGUACCGACAAAAUUGAAGAUUUGAAAGAUGGGGACGGCACCCAAGGCUGCUGCGGCUCUGAGGUCGACAAGCCGACCUUGGGCCGAGAAGUCAAUCCCACGGAUCUCAAUGAGAGCUGCCAGGAUCAGUGUUGCUCUUCAACCGCUGCUGAUGAAGAUGGCUGCAAGGCCGACAUAUCGAAGAGUGCAGACAAUUGUCAGGACGAUUGCUGUGGCACGGUCAACAUGGAACAAAGCGAUAAUGGGAAAAGCGUUAGCUCUGCGGGUGCCAAAGUUAUCGACUCUUGCUGCGCUUCCAACACGGCAACUGAAGACAAUUGCAAGAAGAAAUGUUGCGGCAACGACACCAUCAAAAACACCAAUGUUGCCCCCGCUGAUGAGGUCACACUCAAAGAUGAUUGUAAGAAGGGUUGCUGUGGUGAUUCCGUCAAAGAUGCAAGUAAGAUUGUCGAUGUUGCUGGCGACAACCCAAGCAAGCCAGACGAAAGCUGUGACCCAAAGGUCAACGCCGAAGGAAACCGCAACAAGGGAUGCUGCGAGAUAGUCGAGAAGACCAAGCCUAUCCAGACAAGCGGCACUCUGACUGCUCUCGAGGACGACUGCUGCGCCCCAGUUGCCAAGGCUGAAGAGAAUUGCAAGAAGGGAUGCUGCUCCUCCCCAGUCCCAAAGUCUCAGGAAGAGAAGGUUCCCAGCUGCUGUGAAGGCAAGACAUCUCCUUGCUGCGACUCGACUUGCAUUGAUCGUCUUGCUCUGCGCGAGUGUACCGGCGGCAUGCGUUCCAACAGAAAAACUCGACCAGGAGCGGAAGGCUGCACUGGUGGAAAAGACGGGAAGCCAUGCCGCGGCCACGCCCGCACCACUCGCGAGACCUAUCAGGCAAAGCUUGAAGCCUUGGGCUGCAUCUGCCGCGCCCUCCUCGCUCUCGGUCAAGAAUCAUGCUGCGCGCCCCGUGAUCGUUUGUCUGUUGAAAAGAAACGAGCAUCAAUCAGCUCGCUUCGCACCCGCAGUUCAGUUGACUCUUGUUGUGCACCAGGGCCGAGCAAACCGGUCUGCGCAACCAACAGAGGUCUCAAGACUAAAAGGUCUGGUGCAGACAUUACCAACGAUAACGACCUUGAGAGGGGCGUGUCUGGAAAUGAGCAUGUUGUUCUCAGUAUCUCGGGCAUGACAUGCACGGGUUGCGAGACUAAACUCAAGAGAACCCUUGCCACCGUGGACGCAAUCAAGAAUCUCAAGACUAGUCUGGUUCUUGCGCGUGCAGAGUUCGAUCUAGACGUCGGAGUUGGCUCGGUGGAGGAUGUCAUCAAACAUCUCGAACGGACGACGGAGUUCAAGUGCGAGAAGAUCACAAGCCAGGGCGCCAGCAUCGACCUCCUAUCUCAUGGCCGGCCAGAGGAUUUGAUCAGCCAGCCAUGGCCGGCGGGCGUCACAGACAUACGUGUUGUUGACAGCAAGACUAUCCACGUUGAGUUUGAUGCAGAGGUUGUUGGGGCUCGAGACCUGGUUGAGAAAGGUUGGAGCAAUCCCAUGGAACUUGCGCCCCCUCGAGCCGACCCGACACUUGAAGCGGGCGGCAAGCAUGUUCGCCAUGUUGGGAUGAUGACUUUGCUCUCCAUCAUCCUCACUAUUCCGGUUCUCGUGAUGGCUUGGGCACCUUUGCCGGAUAAUGAGAUUGCUUAUGGUUCAGCUUCUUUGGCAUUGGCAACUAUCGUUCAGGUUGCUAUUGCUGGACCAUUCUAUCCUACAGCGCUCAAGAGCUUGAUCUUCUCUAGAAUGAUUGAAAUGGACUUGCUCAUCGUGCUGAGCACUAGCGCCGCCUACAUCUUCUCAGUAGUGUCGUUUGGCUAUCUAGUCUCUCACAAGCCGCUCUCGACUGGGGAGUUCUUUGAGACAAGCACACUUCUCGUUACUCUCAUUAUGGUUGGCAGAUAUGUUGGUGCGCUGGCUCGUCAGAAGGCCGUUGAGUCUAUUUCCAUCCGAUCUCUGCAGGUGUCCACAGCGACAAUCAUCGACACCUCGGGCCAGGAAAAGGAAAUUGACUCUCGGCUGCUUCAGUAUGGAGAUACUUUCCGAGUUGCUCCCGAGUCUCGCAUUCCAACCGACGGCACAGUCAUUUCUGGUUCGUCUGAGCUAGACGAGUCUAUGGUCACGGGCGAAUCAAGAGUGAUCGAAAAAUAUGCAGGCUCUUCUGUCAUUGCAGGCUCGAUCAAUGGCUCUGGAACCCUCAACAUACGCCUGACCCGUCUGCCCGAGGACAACACAAUCAGCAACAUCGCCGGGAUGGUUGACGAAGCCAAGCUGUCCAAGCCUAAAAUACAGGAUAUAGCAGACCGAGUUGCGUCAUACUUCGUCCCAGUCGUAGUCACAUUGACGAUGAUUACAUUUGCCGUAUGGAUUGCCGUUGGAGUCGCUGUCCGCAAACAGUCUGGCUCUCAAGCAACGAUCCAGGCAGUCACAUACGCAAUUACCGUCCUCAUCGUAUCAUGUCCAUGCGCUAUUGGACUUGCAGUUCCUAUGGUGAUCGUCAUCGCUAGUGGAGUCGCUGCGGAAAAAGGCGUCAUCUUCAAGUCGGCCGACAGCAUCGAGGUCGCUUACAAGACGUCGCAUGUAGUUUUCGACAAGACGGGGACACUGACCCGUGGGGAAUUGAGCGUGUCUAAAGAAUCGUACGUUACUGGCAAUCCAGAAGCGACGAAAUCGAUGCUUCUUGGCCUCGUUGGUAGCAUCAAGCAUCCCGUAUCCGCAGCGGUUGCCGCCCACCUAAAGGCGAAUGGUGUAUCGCCAGCGCCGGUAUCCGAUUCCAAGACUUUGACGGGUAAGGGUGUCGAGGGAAACAUCUCUGGUCGCAAUCUCCGCGCUGGCAAUUCGCGAUGGCUGGGUCUAUCGUCCGAUCCCGCUGUCGAGUCCUUCUUGUCGCAAGGAUACACCGUCUUCUGCUUCACGGUCGAUGGGACGUUGGCUGCAUUGUUUGCGCUAGAAGACUCGGUGCGGCCCGAGGCUUUCGCAACCGUGUCCAAGCUGCAGGCCUCCAACGUCUCGGUCCACAUCCUUUCAGGCGACGAUGACGGAGCGGUACAGGCGGUUGCUUCUCAACUCAACAUACCCGAGGCUAAUGUGCACUCGCGAUGCAACCCCGCAGACAAACAGGAGUACAUUCAGCAUCUCUUAGCCACACCCUCCACCAAUGUGUCCAAAUCGGGAAAGAAGCCGAAGAAGCCCGUCGUGAUGUUCUGCGGAGAUGGAACUAACGAUGCUGUUGCACUGGCCCAGGCUACCAUUGGCGUCCACAUGAACGCGGGCACUGACGUGGCUAGAUCUGCUGCUGAUGUUGUCUUGAUGCGACCCAGCCUGACCGGUAUCCUCACCGCUAUCACGGUGAGCAGAAAGGCCAUCCAUCGGAUUGCAUUCAACUUCGGCUGGAGCUUCGUCUACAACUUGUUUGCCAUCUUACUCGGCUCAGGGGCUUUCGUCAACGCGCGCAUCCCACCGGAGUUUGCCGGCCUCGGCGAACUCGCCUCCGUCUUACCUGUCAUCGCCGCUGCGGUGCUGUUGCGUUGGAGCAAAUUGUAG
This is a messenger RNA of Colletotrichum gloeosporioides, 3702 nucleotides long. Its product is annotated as P-type cation-transporting ATPase. Gene Ontology annotation, biological process: monoatomic cation transport. The record is from RefSeq and is a predicted model, not a curated record. The coding region runs from base 1 to 3702 and encodes 1233 amino acids. The transcript is spliced from 3 exons. Gene Ontology annotation, cellular component: membrane. Gene Ontology annotation, molecular function: ATPase-coupled monoatomic cation transmembrane transporter activity; ATP binding; metal ion binding. NCBI's taxonomy places the organism in Eukaryota, Fungi, Ascomycota, Sordariomycetes, Glomerellales, Glomerellaceae.